AUGGCGCUCGUUUCCUACUCCGACUCUGAGGGUUCGGACUCAGAGAACCAGACUCAGAACAGUCAGCCGGUCGCUGCAAAGAAGGAGCCAUCCACCGUCUCCGCCGAUACGUUCAAGCCCUCCAAACCUGCGCAAGGCUUCUCGUCGCUCGUUGACCGCGGAAACCCCCGCAAGAUCCGUGUCGCUCUCCCGGAAAUCAAGCCAGAGGAUGGAAUUAACGAAGACGAAGAAGGUGGCCCCGCACGGAAGAAGCCUAGGACGAAUGGAGGUGGCGUGUUCUCCGGUUUCAAUUCCCUACUUCCUCCACCUAAGCGCACCGCACAAAAUGCAGCGGCGGCAGCGAAUAAAGAUCAAAAUGGUCCUGAUGCCACUCCAAAGGUGUUCAGUCUGAAGACGGGCGCCACUCCAGGGUUCGAUCGCCAGGCAGAUGCCGAGAUGCGGCACGACCAGGCUCUCAAUGAGAGCACGGGACCUGUUGCUGGUGGAAACGAGGACGACAGUACAAUACCUAAACCUGGGAGUCUUCGGGAAGAUGGAGGUAAUGAUGCGGGACUACUAAAAGACGAAGACUACAAGAAGAAGGGCAAUGCCAUGAUGUUUAAGCCGCUCUCCGUGGCACGCAAUCCGAAAAAGAAAUCGCCAUCGACGAUUGCAGCUUCACGAGCUGCAGAUGGAGUGGCUCAGAAAAAGGAAUCAGCAGCAGCAGCAGCAUCGACAGGACCAACGCCGUCCUCUUCAUCAAACGCCGCGCCUGCAGCUCCUCCAAAACCAAAGGUCAGUCUGUUUUCAUUCUCCAGCGAAGAGACUUCUACGACGACCCCCGACAAUGCCCAAGCUCCAGUGCAGUCUUCGUCCGGGGAGUAUGAAUCUUUACUCUAUAACCCUUCGGAUACCGACACAGCACCCGGUCCUCAACCGGAUCCGUCAUCUCUUGAUUCCUCCUACGAGCAACAACAACAUCAACAAACGGUGGCCGAAUCUUCUUCUGCCUCCGCAGCGCCUCAAUCCCAACCAACUCUCGACACUAUCGCCAACGACCUCAAUCUCUCCAGCUCCCAGAAACGCCAGUUACUCGGACGGAAUCCCAACGCAGCCAAAUCGCGCGUUCUCACCUUCGAAGGGGACGCCGAGUACGCCGCAAACCAGGAAAUGCACACACGGGAGGAGAUUGCUGCGCAGCAACACAACCCCGUUCGUCCCAUCGCUCCAGGAAAGCACACCUUGCGCCAGCUGGUUCAGGCAGCCAGCUCGCAGCGCGAGGCUCUGGAAGAGAGCUUUGCGGCGGGCCGGAGGAACAAGAAAGAGGCAGGCUCGAAAUAUGGAUGGUGA
Messenger RNA from Rasamsonia emersonii CBS 393.64, 1329 nucleotides. RefSeq lists its product as uncharacterized. The transcript has a single exon. Lineage: Eukaryota; Fungi; Ascomycota; Eurotiomycetes; Eurotiales; Trichocomaceae. Gene Ontology annotation, cellular component: nucleus. The record is from RefSeq and is a predicted model, not a curated record. The coding region runs from base 1 to 1329 and encodes 442 amino acids.